AUGGGCGACUGCGAGGGAGCCGGAAAGCAAAAGGUCUGCCUGGAAGGCAAGUGUCUCUGCAAGACGCCGGCCUCCCCUCUCAUUUGCUCUGCGAGUGAGGAUUGUGCAUCUCUGCCCGACUGCGAAGGCGCAGGAAAAAAGAAGACCUGUCAAGAUGCUGGCUGUGUCUGCAAAACCGAGGGGGAGGCCGUCGUGAUCACAACCAUUACGGCCCUUCCCUCCGGAGCGUCCAUCGAGAGUAUCACGGCUCAGAUUACUGAGAACAUGGUCACCACAACGACGUCCUCUGGCAGCGAUGAUCCUACAAUCGUCCCAAUCAUUGUUCCCAUCGGCAAACCGCCUGUCAUCUGCUGGGGCUGUGUAACCUUUCCCACAAACGUCCAGUUCAAGCUUCCCGAGUGUUGUGUCCAGAUCUUGGGCUCCAAGGUCGGCAACUGUCCUAAUGACAACAGCGAGAAAAAGAAUGGGAACGAAAAAGAAAAAGAAAACGAGAAUGAAGAAAGAACGAAAACAACAACUACCACAAAAAGCUGCUCCACAACCGUCACAGCUACCUAUGCUAGUGUCUUCUGCACGGUAACGCUUGAUCUAGGCCAGCCUGAGAGACACAGGCGGGACGAGGGCUGCUCAACUCUCGAGUACGAAACCAAGACCGCCUGCGAAACGAUCACGGGGGGCACGAUAACAACAGCAACUACAGUGAAGCCAGGGCCAACUAUUUGCUCUCCAGGAACAUGCGGGGAGGGUACCUGUCCGGUUAAGAAGAAGGUGCUUGCGAAGAGAGCGCCACCUGGGCCAAAGAGUCAACCCAACGCACAUUCGUGGUUUGGACCAGAACAUUACACCAACAAGUUUGAAUUUAUGAGAGGAGAGGCCUACAAGGCAUAUCGAGAUGCCUCUUCUAGCGUGAAUCUUCAAACGGAAGGAACCGAGGAAUUUUCCACUGGAAAGACUCUGGGGCUGUACAUCAUCAUUGCCGUUUCCAAAAGGGGCGUAUGGGUUUCCCAUUUCUGGGAGCGUCGGCCUGAUCUAGUGCUGGCCACGCUUGGAGAUCUUACAGGCGGCGUGCCUGACUUCAUCGACGAAGGGCUUGGCAUGUUCCGUGGCAAGGCCGGUCCUAACGGGAACAUGUUUGACGAUGAUGCUGAGCCACAGAUCUUCAUUGUUACCCGAAAAGAGCGGCCUACCGACAUGUUUCUUCAAGGUGCACCAGGCGAUGUCGCUCUCUUGGCACUCAUCAGGGCCAAGCUCGAUGUGUGGUGGCGGAGAGGAUCAAAUCACGGACCGCAGCGGGAGAUGACCUACGACCCAAUCAUCCCAGAGGGACAUGCGCCAAAUGAUCCCCGAUACCCCGGAGACCCGGAGUUCUUCUUGUUCCGGGGAAAGGCCAUGAUCCAGUAUCAGCCAGCUAUCGCUUGCGGCGGCGGCGGCGGAUGCAGCUGCAAAGAUAGACAGGCACCGGCGUUCGUAUCCGGCCUCUGCAACACUCACAUCAGAAUAUACGGCAGCGAAAAGCGCUUUUCUGCCAGUAUAAUCGCAUAUGACGGUUCGGGGGCCGAGUUUUACAGGAAUCCUGAUCUCAACACGGAGUACUCGUGGGGCGAAACCAUCAUGCUGGACACCGGCAAGCUUCCCUACCCACUCAAGUACGAGUUCCUCGACAAAUGGCUCGGCAGCACUAAGAAGCGUGACCAUCCGCUGAGCUUCAUCGGACCUAAUCCCUUCAGGUAUCAGACCUACAGCGUCAGAAUCACGGCGGGUAACACGGUUUGGAGCACCAUGGACAAGAACAACACUAUGAAGAUGGUGCCGAGGUGCGAGGUCGGCAACUGGGAUACUCAUGGCACUUGGGACCCAAGCGAGAUUGUCGCCGAUUUCAUUGACGCUAUUCUGGGCCAGGGAGGAAAGGUACCAACAAGAGACAUGGAUUGUCGAUGGCAGUGUUGA
Molecule: messenger RNA, 1947 nt
Organism: Colletotrichum destructivum
Lineage: Eukaryota; Fungi; Ascomycota; Sordariomycetes; Glomerellales; Glomerellaceae
Exons: 5
Coding region: 1-1947 (648 amino acids)
Source: RefSeq, a predicted model, not a curated record